Molecule: messenger RNA, 4007 nt
Organism: Neodiprion virginianus
Lineage: Eukaryota; Metazoa; Arthropoda; Insecta; Hymenoptera; Diprionidae
Gene: Jra
Product: transcription factor AP-1
Exons: 1
Coding region: 846-1655 (269 amino acids)
Biological process (GO): regulation of cell cycle; regulation of transcription by RNA polymerase II; regulation of cell population proliferation
Cellular component (GO): transcription regulator complex
Molecular function (GO): DNA-binding transcription factor activity, RNA polymerase II-specific; RNA polymerase II cis-regulatory region sequence-specific DNA binding; transcription factor binding
Source: RefSeq, a predicted model, not a curated record
UUUAGUUGGGUGUUCAGAAGUUGCCGAGACGUUGCGCCGCGCUCUUCGGGCAGUCCGUUUUCACUUUACACGCCCGAGAUUAUCGGUGCACAAGGCCUGUUUACAUUGUUCCGUGUCCGUCGUGAGUCAUUGUUUUGUUGACAUUCAGGCGAACCGCGUGCAAUCGGACGGAGAGUUUGAAGUACAACGUGAUUGAACGUAUAUAAUAUAUUAUACGUAUACAUGUGAAUACACGUAUUGAGAAAAAUAAAUAAAUAAAUAAAAUAAAGAAACCAGUCAACGCGAACGGAGGUGAAACUUUUAAUCGUGGUCAGUUUCGUUUUCGUUUUCUUUUUUUUUUUUUCUCCCCACUUUAAAAUUCCCUUCAGUGAGGAAAAAGCGACACAGUCGUGUAAUAACGUUGCGAAACGCGUGUGCGCGCGGCGCGGAGGAAAAUAAAUAAUAAACUCGUACGUGCACGUAUGUAAUCUGCUGUAAUAGAUACGCUGUCGCGAUGUACGUGUGACUGUUGUUUUUUUUUUGUCUGUUUUUAACAUUCGUAUGGUUCGACGAACAUCGCGAUUGAAGAGAGCAAAUCAACGGACUACCAAAUGAUUUCCGCUCGAUGUUGCUGACUCGUGGUGAGGAGAAAAAGAAGAAUAAGAAGAAGAACAACAACAACAACAUAAAAAAUAGUGCUACGAAAUUUAACCGAUAAUAAUCGGUGCCCGGACAUUACCGACCGAGAGAGUUGUUGUUCCGUUGGUUGUGGAACUAAAUAGAAAGAAGUUAAAAAAAACAAAAGACAAAGAUCUUGCAAAGAUCGCAACGUAUUGUCCGAGAAGUCGAAUAAUAAGGGCAUUCAAAUGGUGCGUAACUCGGUGCAGAUGGAGCAAACGUUUUACGAGGAGAGUGCGAUAUACGCGGCGGCUAAUCGCGCGGACAGCGGAAUGGGCCAGCUUAAACGGAGCCUGACUUUAGACCUGAACGGUCAGCGCGCGACGCAGGCGAAAAGGCCCAGACUCGGGCCCCUGCCACCUGCGCUGAACAACGCGGCGCCGGUGCUGAGCUCGCCGGACCUAAACAUGCUGAAGCUGGGCUCGCCGGAGCUGGAGAAGCUGAUAAUAGCGCAACAGAACGGGCUCGUGACGACGAUGCCGACGCCGACGACGCAGAUACUGUUCCCGAAGACGGUUACGGAGGAACAGGAGCUCUACGCGAGGGGAUUCGUCGACGCCCUGAACGAGCUCCACCACUCGGACAGCUCCCAGGAACCCGGCAGCAUCCACGGGGCGACUUACACGAACCUCGAGCCGCCGGGUAGCGUCCAGAGCACGGAGUCGCUGAGCCAGAGUCUGAUGAUGAUCAAGGACGAGCCGCAGACGGUGCCGUCGGUGUCGAGCUCGCCGCCGAUGUCUCCGAUCGACAUGGAGAGCCAGGAGCGAAUAAAGCUCGAGCGAAAGCGGCAACGGAACCGCGUGGCCGCCUCCAAGUGCCGAAGGCGCAAGCUCGAGCGGAUAUCGAGGCUCGAGGACAAGGUGAAGAUACUCAAGGGCGAGAACAGCGAGCUGAGCGCAGUCGUAAACCGGCUCAAGGAGCACGUAUGCCGCCUCAAGGAGCAGGUCAUGGACCACGUGCACUCGGGCUGCCACAUAAUGCCCGUAAGCCAGUUCUGAACGCUCGAAUUGCGAACGAGAGGAUCUGACAAUAUCCUCGCCAUAGCGCAUGCAUUUUCGUCGCCUGCGUGCGAGACGCCGGCAACCUCGGGUGAUCGCUGUAGGCGGCCAUCUUGGAGAACGAGACGACACGAAACUUGUUAGUUAAAACACACACGUAUCGGUCGCGCAAGCGCGUCGCCAGGUCGGAGUGAACGCCGGCCGCCGGCGUCGCGGAGUCGCGGAGUCUCCAUUUUUCAUCACCGGCUGAUUUUCACGAUCUACACGCGUCAUCAUCGACGAUCUUUCUCAUUUCGAGGAAUACAUACCUGCCUGCGAUGCCUGACUUCUUUCUCGUCCUCGACCUGCGCUGUUACUACAUCUAUUGCGCGUCGUGCGCCUUGAGUAGUUUGCGACGCUCCACGCCCCUCAAAAAAGAAAAAAAAAAAUAAUAAUUGUAAAAAACCCCCCAAGAACCUCGAUGAACUUUUUCCCUGUAAAUACACUUAAGCCAGAGACUAUGAGAUUAAGUUUUCCAUAUACAUGUAUAUAUACAUAUGCAUCUGUAUAUUGGAUAUAUAUAUAUAUAUAUAUUUUUGUCAUUUGUGCAUCUAGUCCUGUCCAGUAUGCCCUCGUAACUUAUACAUACAUAUACCUACAUUACAUAUGAACACUGACAACACGUUUCGUUGAGAUAUAUUAUUAUAUUAUAUAUUCGGACCAAUAUGCUUUUGGUCGAUUAUUGCGCAUGGUAUUUGAAGAAAACAAAUUUUUAAUUUUUUUUUCAUUCAUAUCUGUUUCUCUUUCCUAAGCUCUUGAUCUUGUUUCGUUUGCUUAAAAUUGUCGUGUAUUUUGCACGGGUGAAAUAGCAGAUACGACGCGAGACUUCUCUCUGAGUGUAAGCAGCGCGGUACAAGUGAAUUAUACUCGUGAGCUGGUUUCUUGGAAACGCUAAAGCUGUUUUUCGAACUUUUCAGUUAGUUGGAAAACUUUGCCAAAGUUGUGCAAACAACGAAUGUUUGGCGAAUAUUUAACCAACCAACGGAUUCGAACGAUGGGUAAAAACUCAGUCCGUACUAGGCGUGGAAUUUCCGAUUUCAUGCCAGGACGAUUGAGAUUAUUAUACACCGAGAACUGUGCAAAGGUUCAAUCGCCAUUCCAGCUUGCCAUAUUCAGUCGUACCUACGUUUAUGCACAUGCAUAUGUAUUGAUUGUUAUAUUCGUUUUUCUAUUGAAUUACCAAUGUGGAAGUUGAGAUAUUCAUCGAAGAAUAUGAACGUAGCAGAGAGGAAAAAACAGACAAAACAAUACCGAACAUUCUAAGGUAAACAAAUCUCUGCUGUGAAUUCCCCCUCCGGGUAACAUGGUACGAAUUUUUUUGCACGCGUUAAUUCGAAAUAAAUAUUAUACAUACUGAAAAGUGGUGGAAGGAGGAAUAAGAAAGAUUGAAAAAAUCAUUAUACAUAGUGUAAAUAAUGAUAUUAUUAUAUCUGUGUAUAUGUAUAAUUAAUUAUUAUAUUGUUAUUGCCUGUUUUUUUUUUUUAUUCCUUAUUUUUUUUCCUCUUACACAAACUUGACUUAUUCUCAACGAUGUACGAUGAUAGUUGACAAUCUAGGUGUAUAAUUCUCUUUGAAUAGUUUAACUACGCGGUCGCGUUUUCAGAACACACGACAUUGUAACUCAAAACAUUGCCGACAUUCAUUAGCUAUCGCGAAACGUCGCUGCGGAUAGCCUGAGGCGUGUUUUUUCAGAUGCAAAAAUAUCGCAGGAACAUGUUUAUACAAUCUAAACACGUCGCGCUUCGUUUCGCCGUCUUAUCGUUAGAUACAAAAGCAAGGAAACUCGAAUAUAUUUUCUAUAACAAAAACUUGAAGAUGAAGAAAAAAAAACCAACAAUAAUUAUUUUUUCUUUUUUUCCUCUCUAUUGAAGUUUACGGGACAUAACUUGACGGUUAUAUAAUUAUCAUGUUAUAGGUAUAUUUAUUUGUACUGUAUUGUAAGUGUACAAUUUUUGUUACAAAAGUCUUAGGUAUUUAUUAUUUGACUUUGAGAUUAAAAGAUUGACAAAAUAUUAUUAUUCACUGUUUCUUUUGUUUCUUUUUUAAUAAACGAUCUUUAGUCAAGAUGUGUCCCUUGGUACUAUUUUGACUUUAAACAUUAUCUAAUAUAUAUAUAUUAUAUAUAGUAUAUUACGUAGAUACCAUUAUCGUUUAAGCUUCUCGUUGGAAGAGAAUUAGGGAAAAUUUUUAUUCUAAAGUAGUCAAAUAUUAAAACAAGAAAACAAAACAAAAAAAAAAAAAAAACAAUCCUUUUUUACACUUGUAAUACGUUUUUCUAUAAAACAUGUUAUGUUGCAUGGCUAUAUUAUUAUA